Molecule: messenger RNA, 3331 nt
Organism: Diceros bicornis minor
Lineage: Eukaryota; Metazoa; Chordata; Mammalia; Perissodactyla; Rhinocerotidae
Gene: RAB23
Product: RAB23, member RAS oncogene family
Exons: 7
Coding region: 306-1016 (236 amino acids)
Molecular function (GO): GTP binding; GTPase activity
Source: RefSeq, a predicted model, not a curated record
AGGGGCGUCGAGUCUCCCGCCACCCCCGGCGGAGCUGCCGCUGAGUCGCUUGUUCGGAGCCCUGCUGCCAAUAAAGUUCAUUAAAAAUUCGGAGUCCUUCUGAAAAGAGCGAGAGCGGGCGCGAGCCGCCGGGCGGCCCCGCCGGGGGAGCUGGCGCGCCGGGAGGCGGCGGCGGCGGCGGUUGCGCCGCGACCAGGAGGAGCCGGUCGCCGGGCGGCGGGUCCGCGGCGGGCGGGGACGAUUUGAGAGAGAAGAUCUGAUCACCUGCAAUUAAAGUUGGUACAGAAACCUUUUCAACUCCAAAAAUGUUGGAGGAAGAUAUGGAAGUGGCCAUCAAGAUGGUGGUUGUAGGGAAUGGAGCAGUUGGAAAAUCAAGUAUGAUUCAGCGAUAUUGCAAAGGCAUUUUUACAAAAGACUACAAGAAAACCAUUGGAGUUGAUUUUUUGGAGCGACAAAUCCAAGUUAAUGAUGAAGAUGUCAGAUUAAUGUUAUGGGAUACGGCAGGUCAAGAGGAAUUUGAUGCAAUAACAAAGGCCUACUAUCGAGGAGCCCAGGCUUGUGUGCUUGUAUUUUCCACCACAGACAGGGAAUCUUUUGAAGCAAUUUCCAGUUGGAGAGAGAAAGUAGUGGCCGAAGUCGGAGACGUGCCAACUGUCCUUGUACAAAACAAGAUUGAUCUCUUGGAUGAUUCUUGUAUAAAGAACGAGGAAGCUGAGGCUCUCGCCAGAAGGUUGAAGCUGAGGUUCUACAGGGCGUCGGUGAAGGAGGACCUCAACGUGAACGAAGUUUUUAAAUAUUUGGCUGAAAAAUAUCUUCAAAAACUCAAACAAAUAGCUGAGGAUCCAGAAUUAAUGCAUUCAAGUAGUAACAAAAUUGGUGUCUUUAAUACAUCUGGUGGCGGUCACUCGGGUCGGAAUUCAAGUACCCUUAAUGGUGGAGAUGUCAUCAAUCUUAGACCCAACAAACAGAGGACCAAGAAAAACAGAAAUCCUUUUAGCAGCUGUAGCAUACCCUAAAACAUUUUAGGGAGGAAAAAGAUUGAGUUAUAUUGUGCAAUUCAGUAAGAAAUCCAUUCAGCUGUCACGGUAUGUUACAAGUGUUUUAGCAGACUUUGCACCUAAUGGCUCUCUGAAAGUCGACAGACGUAAGUAUUGUUCUGCGCUGCUUUUCAGAAUGGAGUGAGAUCUUUGGUAGACGAAUUACUGCCCUGUGGACUCAUUUUAAUUUUUUUACAUUAGACGAGGCUUCUCCUGUUUUUGAAGGCAUGCUGUAUAAGAAAUGUCAAAAACAGGUUUUGCUGAAUUUUAAAUGCUGGAAAACAUAAAUGAAAUGCCUAAAUAUAUUGGUACAGAUUUUAAUAUUAUGGGUCAAGGGAAGAUAGCAAGCAUUCUUUUUCUGAAAUCGGUCAUCUAGCUUUUCUGGAAAAUAGUAUUGAAUCCGAAUACUUACAAAACAAUAAUAUUGAAAGGUAAACCCUAAAUCUUGCCAGACUGCAUUAGUGUGUACUUUAGCAACGUUACUUGUGCAAUAUCUGUAUAACGUAGAAUGUGGAGGUAUGCAUGCAGAUAUCUGGUACUGAAAUAAACUGCAAGGAUGUGCAGUAUUUAAGGGAACAUAGAAUCUAAUUCAUUGAUUCAUAAAACCAUUUACACAUAGUGUGUAUGUUAAAAAUUUUAUUUUCAAAUAAGAAAUUCCAGACAUAUAUUUUGCAAAAGGAGCUCAGAUUUAAAAAGUGCUUUGUGCCAAAAAUAUCAUACCUAAUUUUUACAGUGCUUUACUAUCAGAAUUUAUAUUGUUUAUAGUAUCUUUUAAAAGCAGUUUUCCUCUCUGACAGAAUAGAUAAAAGAGGAUUAUAAAUGAUUUAAUGCUAGAGCAUCUCCCAGGUGAGACUUGUUGCAGAUCUUUUUCGUACGUCCAACCGUAGGCGUGGUGACUACGAUCCACAGCCCGUCUGCGGUUAGUCCCUGCGUCCCGUGAAGUGCGACGGUGCCUCUGGCACCUUUUGCUGCUGACUGAAAAUGUAAUUUUGAACUUUUAGGAUUAUACUAACAAUUUUUAAAAAUGCACAAGAGAUGAUCUUUUGUCUUAAUCCACAUUAUGGAUUUUAUAAUGCCUGCAAUUCUAAAGCAUCUUUUUGUUUACACAUUUUUGUAUGGUAUUUUAAGAUUAUCACUUAAAAGUUUCUAUAACCUUCGGUUUGUAUAGCACUUUCUCAAGAGCUCUGUCAGCACCAAAUACAAAAGAAUUUCUUUUAAGAAAUAAUUUUGAUAUGUAAUCAUGUGGCAGAGCAUAAAUUUUCUGACUUGGGACAGUAGCUUUCCAACUAAGGUAAUUGCAUGAACUCUGUUAAAACUGAUUAUCAUUCAUCAGUGACUUUGUUUUUAACCCCUUGCAAUAUACCUGAUUUUUACAGGCUUUCAAAAUAUGUAAAAAUAACUUUUCUUGGAAAAUGUCAUAAAGUCAUUUUUCAUUAUUUGUACUAAAUGCAUAAUGUUUUAUAUAUUCUUUUGUAUGCUUUCUUUCUCUUUCUGUUUUUUUAAGUCUUCCAUCUAUACCAUUCCCAUCCCCCUGUCCAGAUUAAUGUUGAGAAUGUAAGAGAAAUUUCUGGGGCAUGUCUUCAUUAAGUGGUCGAGAGUGAAUGUUUGCUUUUCAUAAUAUUGAAAUAAUCUGGCAUUAUCUAUUUCAAAGUAAUAUAAAAUGUUUAUUUUUAUGUCACCAGUUGUCACUACUCCCAUUGCUGGCAGUGGGAUAGGUGUUGGGGAAAAAGCUCAGUUCCUAACAAUGGAGACCUGCUAGUGAUUCAUCUUCCCUUUUCUACUCUCUGGAAAGUCUCUUUAAUUUUUGCACAAAAUAUAUUUUGCAGCAAGUAGUCUUAUGGUCUUUGUAGCAGAAAAAUCAUGUUCUGUAAUAUGUUGUAGUUCUAUUUCAUAUUAAUUAAAUGUGUGUGGGUAAAAGUUUGUUACUUUUCUAUAUAAAAAAUGUAAUCUCUGAUGAUGGUUGCAGUUCCCUUGAUAUUUGUGAUAUAAUUUUACAUAGUUAUGUUCUUUUUUUCUUUUUACAAUAACCCAAGAGAGAUCUUUGUUACACAUUUGAAUUGUUAAUUUGCACUUCUGUAUUUUAAACCUAACCAUAAUUAGUCAUUUUAAAUAAUUAAGUAGGCCUGAAAAUCAGCCCACAAGUAAUAUGUUACUUUCUCUAAUUAACUGUAAAACCUUCAAAAUUGGCAUUAAUUUCCCCCCCAGAGAUCCUUAAAUCUUUUAAAUGACUUGACUAUUAAUUUCUAAUGAACCAUGGGUGCUAGAGGAAAACGCGUCCAAGACUGCAGGAUGCC